This is a messenger RNA of Eucalyptus grandis, 3910 nucleotides long. Its product is annotated as pentatricopeptide repeat-containing protein At4g20770. NCBI's taxonomy places the organism in Eukaryota, Viridiplantae, Streptophyta, Magnoliopsida, Myrtales, Myrtaceae. The coding region runs from base 101 to 2473 and encodes 790 amino acids. Gene Ontology annotation, molecular function: protein binding; RNA binding. The transcript has 4 exons. Gene Ontology annotation, biological process: RNA modification. The record is from RefSeq and is a predicted model, not a curated record.
GGAUGGUCGGGACCUUUUCUUUUCCGCACAUCUUCGUCAACAGAAAUCUGCCGUGAGCCAAAAGAAAACAGAGCAUGGAAAUCCCCGCAGCUUCAGCAUAAUGCAGCUCCGGAGCACCAGCAGCUACGCCCAUCUCCUGAGCCUCCUGCGAUCCUGCAUCGACGCCAGGUCCUACCAGACCGGCAAGCUCCUCCACGCCCGCGUCCUCCGCCUCGGCCUCCUCGACGCCACCUUCCUCUGCAACCGCCUCGUCGAGCUGUACGCCGCGUGCGGCGCGACGAGGGACGCCCGCUCGGCGUUCGACGCCACGCCCCGCAAGGACGUCUACACAUGGAACGCGAUUCUGGGUGCUUACUGCAAGGCCGGAGAGUUGCAGUCCGCGCGCCGGCUGUUCGACGCAAUGCCCGAGAGGAACUGCUUCUCGUGGAACAACGUGAUUAGCUCCUUGGUCAGACAUGGGCUCGAACGGGAGGCCGUGGAGGCUUAUCGUUCGAUGAGAUGGGAUGGUUUUGUGCCUACCCGUUUCACUUUGGCCAGCGUGUUCAGGACCUGUAGUGCUUUGUUGGAUGUAGAGGUUGGCAGGGGGAUUCAUGGGCUUGCUGUGAAGAUCGGUCUGGAGAAGAAUAUUUAUGUCGGUAACGCUUUGUUGUGUAUGUACGCUAAGUGUGGGCGCAUUGAAGAUGCCAUUCGGGUUUUUCAAGAUUUGCCUGAUCCAAAUGAGGUUUCUUUUACGGCAAUGAUGCAUGGCCUAGCGCAAACUGAUAGAGUCACAGAGGCUGUUGAGAUGUUUAGAUUGAUGUGCAGACAGGGGAUGCAUAUUGAUGCCAUCUCCCUAUCAAGUGUUUUGGGUGUUUGUUCUAGUGGGGGAUAUGAUGAAUCUUCCCUAGAUGGUUGUGGUGGUGGGCAUUCGUGCAUACUUCAGGGCCAACAAGUGCAUUCCCUCAUGAUUAAACUUGGAUAUGGGAGUGAUCUUCAUUUGAACAAUGCAAUAAUUCAUAUGUAUGCAAAGAAAGGAGACAUGGAUAGCGCCGAGAUGAUUUUUAGAAAUUUGUCAGAGAUUAGUGUGGUUACGUGGAAUCUGAUGAUUGCUGGGUAUGGGAACAAAUUUGAAAGUGACAAGGCCAUAAGAUAUAUGCAGAGAAUGCAGUGCUGCGGUUUUCAACCAAAUGAAGUCACCUUUAUAAAUGCGCUUGUGGCAUGUGUAAAUUCUGGGAAUGUUGAGAUGGCUAGUCAAGUUUUUGCUGGGAUGUUGUUUCCAACAGUUUGUUCCUGGAAUGUCAUGCUGUCAGGGUAUUUUCAGAGUGAGAGCCACAUUGAGGUGAUAAAGCACUUCCAGAAGAUGCAAUUUCUAGGUGUGAGACCCGAUCGAACAUCUUUAGCAACUAUUCUUAGCUCAUGUGCAGCGCUUGAGGUUUUGGAGUAUGGGAGACAGGUGCAUGCAGCCUCACUAAAGGUUGCCGGUAAUGCAGAUGUAUAUGUUACCAGUGGACUCAUCACUAUGUACUCAAAUUGUGGAAAGAUAGAGCUAGCGAAGCUCAUAUUGCAUAAAAUACCCAAACUAGAUAUCGUUUGCUGGAACUCAAUGAUGGCGGGUCUUGUGCUUAAUUCCCUGGACAUAGAAGCUGCUGUAUUAUUUAAUAAGAUGCAGCAAAUGGAGAUGCUUCCUACUGAAUCUUCUUAUGGUACUAUGUUGAGUUGUUGCAGCAAAUUUCGUUCUUCAGUUUAUGGGAGGCAGGUGCAUGCUCAAAUAGUUAAAGAUGGAUAUGCAAAUAAUGUAUGUGUAGGAAGCGCUCUUGUACAUAUGUAUUGUAAAUAUGGUGACAUAGAUGAUGCUCGGAGGUUUUUUGAGAUGAUGCCCUAUAAAAACACUGUUACAUGGAAUGAGAUGAUACAUGGAUAUGCACAGAUCGGCUUUGGACAUGAAGCUGUUUGCCUCUAUGAAAAUAUGAUUGGUAUGGGCGUGAAAACAGAUAGUGUUACGUUUGUUGCUGUUUUAACUGCCUGUAGUCAUGGUGGGCUCGUUGAUGCCGGAAUCAGUAUAUUAAAUUCAAUGCAGCAAGACCAUGGCGUAGAACCUCUUUUGGAUCAUUAUGUUUGCAUAAUUGAUUGUUUGGGUCGAGCUGGGUGCUUCAGUGAAUUGGAAGUGCUCAUAGAUAAGAUACCAUAUAGAGAUGAUCCAGUUUUGUGGGAGGUUAUACUUAGUUCUUGCAGGGUCCAUGCUAAUGUGAGUUUAGCAAAAAAAGCAGCUGAUGAACUUUUCCAUCUGGACCCACAAAAUUCAGCCCCUUAUUUGCUUCUUGCCAACAUCUACUGUUCAUUAGGAAGAUGGGAUGAAGCAAGGGCGGUAAGAAACCAAAUGAAUGAUAACCAGAUUGCCAAAGAUCCAGGCUACAGUUGGAUUGAUAUUAAGCACGAGAUACAAACCUGCCUUGGUUAUAAUCCUGAGGUUGUCCAAGAGAGAAUUGAAGCGUAGCAACCUGUUGAAAACAGAAUGAGGUAACCUGUUCUUGGACAAAUGGCAUUUUCCAAAGAUUUAGCUGGCCAGUGGCCAAGAAGCAUGAGAUGAUUAGAUCAGAUGCAUUCUUGCAGACAUCCAUGCAGAAUUGCACUGAUUUCUAUCCCAAGUAAAUGAGUGUCCUGCGGAAAUAAUGAUUAGAUCAGAUGCAGUCUUGCAGACAUGCAGUGGUCAACUGAUCUCUAUCGCCUUCUCCAGAAUUACCUCUAUGGGAAAACAAAAGGCACAGUUGGCCUGGUGUGAAGGACAGCUUGAUGAAUAAAGCUUUAGCAGCAAUUAGAUCUGGCCACCUCAGUCUGAAGCUCGAAGAGACUUAUUUUUCACAUACUGAGAGAGUUUUUCAAAUUCUGAUAUUGGAGGGAUGCAGUCUUGUGGUGCAGCUGCACAAGAAAUGUCUCUCAUUAUUCUGCCUGUGGAUGAAAGAAGUGGAAAACAUACCUCUGGUUGGGUUUAACUGACUUGACACUUAAAUCAAGUCCUUAACCAAAGUUGGGGGCUCAUGUCAUAAACCCUUCCGGCAGGACUGACAGGCUGUGGUACACUUCCAGAACUAGGAAGAGCCACAGUCCUGGUAGCUUGAAGAUCAUCUUGAUCCAACAAACUACUGAGGAUGAAUAAAAGAUGUUAGAAUUAGGAAACCCAUACUUAAGAAUAAUAGCCACAACGAUGUCAAGUCAUAUUCUGCAGUAAAACAGUCAUAAAUAAGUUAUUCAUCUCCAAUUUUAGUUCUAAUUUCUAUUCUGAAAAUUGUACAUCUCAUCCCUGGUAAAUUCUUCCUUUCCAUUUGAAACUAUGACUUAAUGGAAGGGAGUCCUUUUGCUUCUUCCAAAAUCAAUAACUCCGACAUCAUCCUCAAUACAUCACCCUUGAGAAUUCACCAUGAUGAAAUAUUAUUCUGUCAAAAAGUAAGCCUUUAUCCAGUCACCCUGAAGCUCCUUCUAAUCCCAAAAACCACAUGAUCCGAUGGCUUUGAGCAUCCACUGAUUUCCAGGACAAGUAAUGAGAGGAUUUAGUUUGAUGGCAUUUGAUGGACUGGUUGAUACAAUACAGCAUGGAGGGAGGGCGAAGCAGGAAUCUUGCCAUGCCUCACAAUUCAGUCAACGGAGUUGCUUGAGGUCAAUUGCCGAGGCAUUUGGUGCUACAGCGCUCUGCCUCAUCCAGCAUUGCUACCUCCUUUUUCAAUGAGACUGACUGCCGUGUGUCAUUUAUGAAUCAGGUACAUUAAAGAAUAUUCUAUAUUCUGGAGGGAUUUCUAUACGACAAAUCUUAAGAGUCUGGCUGAGGAACUCAACUGAAUGCUUUCACUCGCGCACAGGACAUGAUUAACCUAAGUCAAACAGGUUGGUGAACCUUGCCAACAACUUAUUUGAAUCAACCAUUCAAACAUGAAUGAAG